AUGAGUAAUUCAAGUUUUGAAGAAAUAAUUGAACAUCAAUAUAAUUUAAAAACGGAAUAUUAUUUGGGAAGUCAAUAUGUUAGAAACCGAACAUGCUAUAAAACUUUAACAUGUAAUUUUGGAUUAUUAUGUCUUGAUUGGAGAAACAUAUGUGAUGGUGAACAGCAAUGUUUUGAUGGUUUGGAUGAAAAUAAUUGUGAAUUAUUAGAAUAUAAUGAAUGCCAACCUAAUGAAUAUCGAUGUGAAAAUGGACAAUAUAUUGAUGAAGAAUUCUUUUUAGAUGGUGAUAUAGAUUGUAUGGAUCGUUCUGAUGAACAAUACAAAAUCUUAUCACAAUUUCAUAUUGUAUUUACAACUUGUGGAUUUAAACCGGAUUUUAAUUGUGAUGAAUUAUUAUUUCCAAGAAAAGACUUCUCUUGUGGUGAUGGUGGACUCUACCCAGAUAGAGUUAUAUUCCAUAGAGAGUUACUUGACGCUGAUGGAAACGUUGAUUUUGAAGUAAAUGAUGAUGAACCAUUUUUAACAAAUGGUGCAUAUUUUGCUCCCGUAAAUUGUUCAUCAAUUCAAAAACAUCGUUUUCGUUGUUCAAUAGAAGAACCAUCAUGUUUUUUAAGUUCAAAUAUUGGAUAUUCUAUUCGACAUUGUAUCACAAAUAAUCGUGAUGAAUAUUCUGUUGAAAUGGAAUUAAAAUUAUCAAAUAGUCUAUGCACAGUUAAAAAUUCUGUUGAAUGUACAUUAGCGAAAAAAUAUAUCGAGCAAUCAUCAUCGCUUAUUUCAUUAACAAACACAACAGAUAAUAAUACAAAUAUAAAUUUGGCAUUAUUAUUUUCUAAAUCAAUGUUAUUUAGUCAAUAUUGUGAUACAUUUUGGAAUUUAAUAUUAGGUUUUGAUGAAACAUCAUAUUUAUGCAAAGAAUGGAUUUGUCCAAAUUGUAGUGAUGGAAGCGAUGAAGAAGAUUUAUUAUCAAUAAUUAAACUUUCACAACAUAAUUCCAAAAUAAUAAAUUUGGAUAAAUUAAAAUUACAAUGCCUACAAGAACAUUAUAUUCGUUCAUUCUCCAAUAUUUGUACUAUUUUUGAAUAUCCAUGUAUAUUAGCCAAUGUUAAAGAUCCAUUUAAUUUUACUGAAAAUCGACCAUGUAUAAAUGUUAGUAAAAUAGGUGAUGGAAAAUCUGAUUGUUAUGAUGGAUUAGAUGAACGAAACGUUCGUAGUUGUUCUGUACAACGAAUGUUAGGUUUUGAAUUUGAAUGUCAAGCUGAAAAACCUGAAGAUAUUGCUGAUAGUCAUUGCAUUCCAUAUGGUGAUCAAUGUAGUCUUCACUGUUUAAUUGGUGAAGACAAGACAUUAUGUUUUUAUUUAAAAAAUAAUUCUAGAAUUCGUUGUGAUGGUUCAAUGGUUAUGAAAAUAGAAUCGUACAAAGAUGUUCAUUGUCUCGAUGGUACAUGCAUACCAAAUUCAAGAUGUAAUGGAAUUUCUGAAUGUUUCUAUGGUGAAGAUGAAUACUAUUGUAGUAAAGAAUCAGCAAUAUUUACAAAAUAUCGAGGACCAAGAACAUUAUCUCGAAAUCGUCUUUAUCAAAUACGCUUUGAAGCAUUUGAACUAAAUAUGAAUACCACUAUUCGAUUAUUAGCUAUUUGGAAAUAUCCAAUUGAUUUUGAUUUUCUUCCAUCAUUUCAUAUAGCAAAAAUAUUAAAAUUUCAACAAAAACAAGAACAACAAACUCACCAUAUUUGUGAAAUAAAUCCCUGUCAAAAUAAUGGUACUUGUUAUCCUAUAAUGAACAACAAUGAUUCAACUAUGUAUUUUUGUUAUUGUGUCAAUAAUUCAUAUGAAAAAAAUUGUGAACAUAUUGAUGAUUCUAGUUGUUCAAUAUGCUCAUCGAAUUCUUUAUGUCGACCACAUUAUCAUAAUACUGCUGAUCCAUUAUGUUUGUGCCCAAUAAAUUGUUUUGGUCCAACAUGUCAUUUAGAAAGAAAAUGUAAUAUGUUUAAUAAUAAGAAUCCCUGUUUAAAUGGUGGAUCAUGUUCUGUCAAAUAUGAUCAAGAUGCUUUAAUAAAAGAUUAUGUUUGCAUUUGUCAACCCAUGUAUUAUGGUGACCAUUGUCAAUAUCUGCCUAGCCGAAUUAAUAUACUAUAUUUGAUCAAUGAUAUUAAUCUUCAUUCGACUCUUGCAUCUGUCAUUCAACUUUAUAAUUAUGAUUCUCUAACAUUAGAUUUGAUUUUAGAACAACAACAAGUUUAUGAAGGUCAACCAACGUAUUCAAAUAUUAUCUAUGCUGGACAAUUGUUACCAAGUCUUGGUUUCCUUAAAGUAUAUUAUCAUGAUAAAUAA
Molecule: messenger RNA, 2331 nt
Organism: Rotaria sp. Silwood1
Lineage: Eukaryota; Metazoa; Rotifera; Eurotatoria; Philodinida; Philodinidae
Source: the annotation of a GenBank genome assembly